CUCGCUGAUUGGCUGGAAGCGAUUCAACACACGCCAGGCAAAGAGCUUUGUCUGAGUUGAAGAGAAGUUGUAGAGAUUUUCAGACUGGAGUCAGCAAUCACGGGUGUUUAGUCUGCAGUCGAGCAGAGAAAGGGAAAGGAAAAAGAAAAGAAAAGAAAAGAAAAAUCAGGAAUCGCCCGGGAAAGACACACUGCAGACCCCGCCAGCACCCUGCAAUAGAUGGGGACCGAGUCCACGCGGGGAGCCAGGCCGAGGUGACACGCUGCUCCCAGCCGGGAGGACUGGCGGCCACCCUCACCAGGAAGGAUUUCACGCUCCGGUCCAGAAGUCGCCACACGGUGUGUAUGAAUCUGAAGUUUGUGAGCUGUUAAUUGCUGUUUGAUUAAGAGUCGCUUUCAAGUCGCCAGACCUGAUGUGGCUUAGAGCUCUGAGUGGCGGGGAGGAAGUUGAAGGGAUUGCCGGGCUGUGCUAACUCGCCCUGGGAAGGGAAUCUGGGGACUGACCAAUGCACCAAAUGAAUACUAAAAUGCACUUUAGAUUCGCACUUGCGCUUCUGAUGGCGUUUUUCAGCCACGAUGUCCUGGGUAAGAAUCUGAAAUACAGGAUUUAUGAGGAGCAGAGGGUCGGAUCGGUAAUUGCUAGACUAUCAGAAGAUGUGGCGGACGUUCUCUUGAAGCUACCGAACCCUUCUGCCGUUCGUUUUCGAGCUAUGCCAAGGGGGAAUUCCCCUCUCCUGGUGGUAAAUGAGAAUACCGGAGAAAUCAGCAUAGGGGCGAAAAUCGACCGCGAGCAACUAUGCCAAAAAAACUUGAACUGUUCGAUAGAGUUUGAUGUGCUCACUCUGCCUACCGAGCAUUUGCAGCUUUUCCAUAUUGAAGUAGACGUGCUGGACAUCAAUGACAAUUCCCCUCAAUUCUCAAGACCCGUCAUCCCCAUUGAGAUAUCGGAGAGCGCGGCAGUCGGGACCCGCAUCCCGCUGGACAGUGCGUUCGAUCCAGAUGUUGGGGAAAAUUCCCUUCACACCUACUCGCUCUCCGCCAAUGAUUUUUUCAGUAUCGAAGUGAGGACCAGGACAGACGGGGCUAAGUAUGCUGAACUCAUAGUGGUGAAGGAAUUGGAUCGGGAGCUGAAGGCAAGUUACGAACUUCAGCUCACGGCUUCUGACAUGGGAGUGCCCCAGAGGUCUGGCUCCUCCGUUCUGAAAAUAAGCAUUUCGGAUUCCAAUGACAACAGCCCUGCAUUUGAACAGCCAUCUUACACAAUACAACUCUUAGAAAACUCCCCAGUUGGAACCUUGCUCUUGGAUCUAAAUGCCACCGAUCCAGAUGAGGGCGCUAAUGGGAAAAUUGUGUAUUCUUUCAGCAGUCAUGUGUCUCCCAAAAUUAUAGAGACUUUUAAGAUCGACUCAGAAAGAGGACAUUUGACUCUGUUCAAGCCAGUGGAUUACGAAGUCACCAAGUCCUAUGAGAUUGAUGUUCAGGCCCAAGAUUUGGGUCCCAAUUCCAUUCCUGCUCAUUGCAAAAUUAUAAUUAAGGUUGUGGAUGUCAAUGACAAUAAACCUGAAAUUAGCAUAAACCUUAUGUCCCCUGGGAAAGAAGAAGUAUCUUACGUUUUUGAAGGGGAUCCCAUUGAUACAUUUGUUGCUAUUGUCAGGGUUCAAGACAAGGAUUCUGGGCUGAAUGGGGAAAUAAUAUGUAAGCUUCAUGGGCAUGGACAUUUUAAACUUCAGAAGACAUAUGAAAACAACUACUUGAUCUUGACCAAUGCCACAUUGGAUAGAGAAAAGAGAUCUGAGUAUAGUUUGACUGUGAUUGCUGAGGACAAGGGGACACCCAGCCUCUCUUCAGUAAAACAUUUUACUGUUCAAAUCAAUGACAUAAAUGACAAUCCACCUCGCUUUCAGAGGAGCCGGUAUGAAUUUGUCAUCUCUGAGAAUAACUCUCCAGGGGCGUAUAUUACCACAGUGACAGCCACAGACCCAGAUCUUGGUGAAAACGGACAUGUGACAUACACCAUUUUGGAGAGUUUUGUCUUGGGAAGUUCCAUUACCACAUAUGUAACCAUUGACCCUUCUAAUGGCGCCAUCUACGCCCUCAGGAUCUUCGAUCAUGAAGAAGUGAGUCAGAUCACUUUUGUGGUGGAGGCCAGGGAUGGGGGCAGUCAGAAGCAGCUUGCAACUAACACGACAGUUGUGCUAACCAUCAUUGAUGAGAAUGACAACAACCCUGUGGUUAUAGGGCCUGCAAUGCACAAUAACACUGCAGAGAUAUCCAUCCCCAAGGGAGCUGAAAGUGGCUUUCAUGUCACCAGAAUAAGGGCAAUUGACAGAGACUCUGGUGCAAAUGCUGAACUCAGCUGCUCCAUAGUAGCAGGUAAUGAGGAGAACAUCUUCAUCAUGGAUCCCAGGUCAUGUGACAUCCACACCAACAUCAGCAUGGAAUCCAUUCCCUCCACUGAAUGGGCGCUCUCCGUUGUUAUCCAGGACAAAGGCAACCCUCCUCUGCACACCAAAGUCCUUCUGAAGUGCAUGAUCUUUGACUAUGCAGAAUCCGUGACAAGCACAGCCAUGACUUCUGUCAACCAUGCAUCCUUGGAUGUGUCCAUGAUCAUAAUUAUUUCCUUAGGAGCAAUUUGUGCAGUGUUGUUGGUUAUCAUGGUUCUCUUUGCAACGAGGUGCAAUCGAGAAAAGAAAGACACCAGAUCCUACAACUGCAGGGUGGCAGAGUCCACUUACCAGCAUCACCCCAAAAGGCCAUCCAGGCAGAUUCACAAAGGGGACAUUACGCUGGUGCCAACCAUUAAUGGCACGCUGCCCAUCAGGUCUCAUCAUAGAUCCUCUCCAUCUUCGUCUCCAACUUUGGAAAGGGGACAGAUGGGCAGCCGCCAGAGUCACAACAGUCACCAGUCACUCAACAGUUUGGUGACCAUCUCAUCAAACCACGUGCCAGAGAAUUUCUCAUUAGAGCUCACCCACGCCACUCCUGCUGUUGAGCAGGUCUCCCAGCUUCUCUCCAUGCUUCAUCAGGGGCAAUAUCAGCCAAGGCCAAGUUUUCGAGGAAACAAAUAUUCCAGAAGCUAUAGAUAUGCUCUUCAAGACAUGGAUAAAUUUAGCUUGAAAGACAGUGGUCGUGGAGACAGUGAAGCCGGAGACAGUGAUUAUGAUUUGGGGCGAGAUUCUCCAAUAGACAGGCUGCUGGGGGAAGGAUUCAGUGACCUCUUUCUCACAGAUGGAAGGAUUCCAGCAGCAAUGAGACUGUGCACAGAGGAAUGCAGGGUCCUGGGCCACUCUGACCAGUGCUGGAUGCCCCCGCUGCCCUCACCAUCCUCUGACUACAGAAGCAACAUGUUCAUCCCGGGAGAAGAAUUCCCAGCGCAACCUCAGCAGCAGCUCUCUCAUCAGGGCCUUGAUGAUGACAGCCAGCCUGCCGAAUCCGGGGAGAAAAAAAAAAGCUUUUCCACCUUUGGGAAGGACUCUCCCAGCGAUGAGGACUCGGGGGACUCCAGCACAUCAUCUCUGCUGUCAGAAAUGAGCAGUGUGUUCCAGCGACUCCUCCCUGCAUCCCUAGACACCUAUUCUGAAUGCAGUGAAGUGGACCGUUCUAACUCCCUGGAACGUCGGAAGGGUCCAGCGCAGGCAAAAACUGGGGGUUACCCACAAGGGGUUGCGGCCUGGGCAGCCAGCACACAUUUUCAGAACCCCACUAGCAGCUCUGGGACCCCUUUGGGGACUCACUCCAGCGUGCAGCCUUCUUCUAAGUGGCUGCCAGCCAUGGAGGAGAUCCCUGAAAACUAUGAGGAAGAUGAUUUUGACAAUGUGCUCAACCAUCUUAGUGAUGGGAAACACGAACUCAUGGAUGCCAGUGAGUUGGUGGCUGAGAUCAACAAACUGCUUCAAGAUGUCCGCCAGAGCUAGGGGACUUGGGCUAAGCUUUUGUGUUUCCGUGUGUGGAAUUAGGGGACAGAGAAAACCCCUGAAAAAACUGGCGUUGCCAAAUAGUUGCAUUUAUCAUAAAUGUGUCUGUGUAUAUUGAAUAUUAAAUACUGUAUUUUCGUAUGUACACGAUGCAAGUGUGAUUAUUUUAAUCUGUAUUUUAAAAAUACAUUUGUACCUUAUAUUUAUGUGUAAUUUAACAGACAAAUUUUAUUUUUUUACUCCCAUGACAAACAUGUUUUUCCUAAUCACGCAGAAUUAGCCACUAUUUGAAUCUAUGUCCUUUUCAACCAAAGGUACUGCUUAGAUUAGUUAAGUUGGGGCAGAAUUAUGCUCUAUGAACAACCUCAUUAAUGCAUUAGGUAAUUCUUAAUUUUCUUAAGAAAUGCAACUCCCUUUUCAAUAUUUAAAAAAAUUAAGCAAUUUUAUGAUUAAUAUUAUCACUGCUUUCUGUUAGCUAUGACGGAUAACUUCUUACAUCAAUAUGGAGGACAGGCAUAAACCUAUUUUAGACCUAGAAGCAUCCUGAGGUGUUUAAUAGGAAGCCAAUGACAUGGGAAUUCUUUGUAGCAAUGGUGUGUUCAUCCAUGUUGCCCUGCAGUGAGUGGUUCCUGUCAUUGCAGGGCAUCAUACUGGCUUGGUACUGAGAACAUUUUUCCAGUAGCAAAAUGUCUACUCAUAAUUUAAACUGAACAGUGAAUCUGCUUUGAUCCUUGCCAUAUGAAAUGUGAUCUAAUGAAGUGGAAUGUGUAGCCUAAAUGAAUAGCAUUAUGUAUUCUAUCAGCAUGGAGUGUUAAUAGAUAAAGACAGAUAUGUCAGUACUCCAUCCCCCACCCUCAUGGGUAGUAAAUAUAGUUGAUUUAUCUGAGACUCCUAUUUGAAUUUCUCCCUCUCUUCUCAUAAUACUUGAACAUUUUUGUAGCGACUGCAUUGUCUCUUUUGGCUAUAAUCAUUCACUUUUAGCUUUUGUCUCUUGUGCAUGCUUUCAUGGUUUUGCUUGUAAUUUUAGCAUAUGAACAUUUAUAAAGUCAUGUUUUUGUUACUGCAAUUUUGUUUGAUUUAUCGUGUGGCAAAUGGAAACUUUAUUUAUUGUGCUGUUAUCUUCCGUGUGGAAUGCCUUGGUACUCAAGAUUCUUAUUAUGACUAUUAUCAUUUAUGUUCAAGCUUCUAUGAAUGUUAUUUCUAUUAGUACACUAUCUUAAUUGUACUCUUCUGAAAAUUUUACUGUCAGUGAAAAUAAAAGGAAAAUUAAAGCGAA
This is a messenger RNA of Mesocricetus auratus (golden hamster), 5189 nucleotides long. RefSeq names its product protocadherin 18 (gene Pcdh18). The record is from RefSeq and is a predicted model, not a curated record. The transcript has 4 exons. Gene Ontology annotation, cellular component: plasma membrane. The coding region runs from base 506 to 3913 and encodes 1135 amino acids. Lineage: Eukaryota; Metazoa; Chordata; Mammalia; Rodentia; Cricetidae. Gene Ontology annotation, biological process: homophilic cell-cell adhesion. Gene Ontology annotation, molecular function: calcium ion binding.